Molecule: messenger RNA, 4017 nt
Organism: Schistocerca cancellata (South American locust)
Lineage: Eukaryota; Metazoa; Arthropoda; Insecta; Orthoptera; Acrididae
Gene: Con
Product: connectin
Exons: 11
Coding region: 655-2373 (572 amino acids)
Molecular function (GO): protein binding
Source: RefSeq, a predicted model, not a curated record
CCCGUGAAGUCAACCCGGGGCGGGCUCGUUAAUAACGUCCACUGUGUCCGCCGGUCACACCACCACGCUCCGCGGUCCUCACUGACGAGACGACGAAGCGCUCCGUCGACGAGCAAUUGCUUCGCAGGCGUAACAGCAGGUCUCAGUCGUCCGGUUACUAGGUGCUGUCCUCCUUUGACAAGCGCGAGACUCUCUGGUAACAGAUCGCCGUCAUCGGCCAGAACGCGACCGUCAAUUUGGUAUUUCGCAGAGAGUUCAGCCCAAAUGGACUGACUUUGCCCAGGAACAUCUUGUAAACGCUACUGUUGGCGCAGGUAGAAGCAGGAAUCUCCGCAUCUGAACAUCACAGACGGAACGCAUUCGGAAUAUACGUGGUGCUUGUUUUCGCCUGCUCGAGAAAAACCUAGCGCCACCUGCGUGAGUUGACGCGUGCAUUUCGGCCUCCUCUUGCAACACAGUGUUGGCUCUUCUGCCAACACUACACUGUCAACAGAUCAUCACAUUGUGAGGACCGAGACACAGGGCGAGCUCUCCUCCUGGUGGUUGCCUACUGUGAUGACGCACUGACUUUGCCGGCGCCGUAGACUAUCUGCAACGACUGAGCUGCUACUGUCUCUUAGACUGGCCGUCGUCGCGGUGCCUCUGGUGGGGGAGAUGUGUGGAGCGGCGCCGGCGCGGCGCGGCCGCCUGCUGCUGGUGGCGCUGCUGGUGCUCGCGGCGUCGACGUGUGCGUCAGCGCGCCGCAAGUCCGGCGGCGGGCACCGACACGCCGCCCCCAGGACCACCACGCCCGCGCCGGAGGUCGACAUCUGCGACAUCCAGGAGCCCGGGUCGCCGGUGUUCUGCUACUGCAAGAGCGGCGAGACCGGGCAGGUGGCUUCCGCCACGUGCCUGGUGUUCUCGACGCCUCCAGACGACGAGGCGGCGUGGUCAGCGUUCCAGUCGCAGCCCGGCAUCCGCACGCUCAGCCUCAACGUCCGCGGUGACGGCAAGCUCACCAGGAUGCCCACCAGGUUGUUCGCGAAUCUGCCACAGCUGGAGGUGCUGUCGCUCCAGUACGCCAGCAUCAACCGCGUGACGCCGUACGCGCUGGCCAACAGUUCCAGCCUGAGGGAGGCGUCGCUGUCCAGGAACCAGUUCGUCAAGUUGGCGCCGCGAGCCUUCCACUCCCUCCCUAGGCUGGAAUCCCUGUAUCUCAGCGAGAACCGCAUUCAGGAGCUCCACCGUGACGUGUUCGUGGACCUGCCGUCGCUGCGGGUGCUGGCGCUGGACCGCAACAACCUGAGCGUGCUGCACGAGCGCGCCUUCUCGCAGCUGCCGGCGCUGCAGGAGCUGGACCUGCACGGCAACCAGCUGCCGGCGGUGACGCGCGCCACCUGGGCCGGGCUGGGCGCGCUGCGCCGGCUCGACCUCAGCGGCAACCGGCUGGGCGCCGUCGCCGACGGCACCUUCCAGCUGCUGGGCGCGCUGCACGAGCUCGAGCUGGCCGAGAACGACGUCGAGUGGGUGGGCGCGCGCGCCUUCCAGGGGCUGCGCGCGCUGCGCAGGCUCUCGCUGCGCGACAACCAGCUGGCGCAGCUGCCGGGCGGACAGCUGCUGGCCAGCGCGGCCGCGCUGCGCGUGCUCGACCUGCGCGACAACGAGCUCAGCACGCUGCACGAGGACACCGUCCGGCCCGUGCUCGAGACCAUGACCAACGCCAGCGCCUACCUCUACCUCGAAGGUAACAACCUGCAGUGCGACUGCCGGCUCUCCUGGAUGUACACGCUGCGUAACCAGACGGAGAGCAAGCAGGUGCGGAACUCCCUGGAGGAGCUGACGUGCGUGCUGCAGGAGGACGUCAAGGGGCCCGCCGAGGGCGGCGAAGAAGACGACGACGUCGACGACGAAGACGACGGUGGCGAGGAGGGCGAGGGCGGCCGCGGCCGGAUGGCCAACGAUGUGGGCAGGUUCGGCAGUGUUCAAGGCCAGCAGCAGCACCUGCGCCACGGCGCCGAACACCGGCGACACCCGCAGCCCCUGCCGGCCCAGGAGCUCCCGCUGGACUACGUGGCGGAGGACGUGGCGGCCGACAUGGAGGACGGCGUGGCCAACAACCACAGCGCCCCGGUGCUCCGCCACCUGCUGCAGAUACCCGUGGAGCGGCUGCCCUGCCCGGAGGCCGUGUCCAGGCACCACGGCGGGGACCACGUCGCGGGGGCAGAGCUGUCAGCGGACAUGUCGCAGCGGCAGCGCCUACCCGGGGGCGAGCUGGCGCCGGGGGCGGAGGACGCCGCAGACGGCCCCUCCGCCGGGGGGCGGCCGACCGCGGGGGCGGCAGCGGCCCUGCUCUUCCCCGUCCUGGUGCUCGCCGCUUCACUGCCCGUCGCGUGAUCUGCAGCAGCCCCCCACCCGCUCCACUGAGGCCGCCGCGCUCCGCACGGGAUCCUCGACUGACACGGACUGGCGGCAAACGGACAGUCCCGCGACAGGACGGUCAGAGGUUUCCCCGGGGGCACGUCUCGUAUUUCUACUUGCACUCGGCAGGUGCUACGAUGGAACGAUACAAAAAUUUCUCUAUGUUGUAUUUCUUAGACUCAGCUUUCUCCUGUUCGAGAUCGCCGUUUGCUGGGAAGCGACUGAAGCAUUUCUUAAACUGAACGCUCCUCUUCUCUUCUCUGUAUAGACAUUUUAAAACCCAUAAAUGUGGCCGAUAACUGUGCUACAAAUAGAACAAUGUAAUACAGACAACUUGAUCGACUCCAUUAUCACAAACGGAACCUGUAUACAACAAUGUAUAUUAAAAUACAGUAUUGCUGACAAGAUACAGGCAUCACUGAAGCAUUCAAUACGUGUUGUUAUGGAAAUUAUGUUACUAUGAUAGUUUGUCUACGAUGGACAUGAUGCAGACAUUUAUCGAUAAAUUCUGGAGAGCAAGUGAAAUAUUUAUGAAGCUCUCGUCUUGUUUUUCUUGUUAAAAUAUGUUUUUUCUUUGCUUUGACUAGAUAUAGUUAACAGAAAUGGAAAAAAAAACUGAGGAACAUACUAGACUUAAUCUGGUCAAGUACACAUAAGAACUGCGCUUGUUUUCAAGAUCGCAUAAUGAAAUACAAUACCGCCAUCAGUACUAUUUGCAGGCCAGAAGCUUCACUGAAGCAUUCAGUAUCUGUCCAGUAUCCUGCAUCACGAUGUUUCGUCUACAGUCGACUGCGUGGUGUUACAAACACACAGUAAGUAUUUAGACAGAAGUGUAUAUUUUAUUAAGUUCCUUACAUUUGGUUGACAGCAGUGUCAAGGGCAGAACUCUAUAACAGACAACACUUGAUUAACCACACUUGUACAGCUCAGUACAAUGUAAUACAAUACUGCUAUCAAUACUGUUAGCAGGAGACAAUUAUCUCUGAUGCAUCAAAUACCUAUCCAAUAAUAGAAUUAAAUUACACGCCAGAGAUUUAUUCUCUGCAGUCGAUAUCAUGGAGAAAUCUGUUGAUAAACAAUACAUUUUAGAAAGCAUGUUUAAUACUUCUUAAAUUCCCAUUCCCUCUAAAAAAAGUAUUUCAUUCCACUGUGACUAGGUACGGUCAGCAGUAAUGGAAAGAACUAAAUAGUAUACUAGACAAAAUUUGAUCAACAUGUAUGAACACUGCAUGGAACACCAUACUUUCGAUGUACCCAUUACAACGAUAAAAUUACAACAGUCCUUAAGAUACAAUAUUUAUUCAGUACAGUCACUUAGUUACACCCUGAAAUGUUUUGUCUGCAGCCGACAGGACCCAAGUGUUUGUAGACAACCACUAAACAUUACAGUGUAAAUCAGCAGAAAUGUAGAACUUGAGCUUGAUAUUUGAUAUUAUUUUUAAUUUAACCAUAAUCUUUACCAAUCUGAAAUAUUAAAUGAUUAAAAACCUUUUCUAUUGAGCAUUUUCCAAUCGAAAUAACUUCGGGUGUUAAUGUAAUAACGAUUCAAAAGUUACAAUAAACAAUCAGUUUUAAAUUUUAGUGUGAAUACUUCUUUACAAGUGUUUAUCAUUGACUUGC